Messenger RNA from Trichoplusia ni (cabbage looper), 3796 nucleotides. RefSeq lists its product as uncharacterized. Gene Ontology annotation, molecular function: nucleic acid binding; zinc ion binding. The record is from RefSeq and is a predicted model, not a curated record. Lineage: Eukaryota; Metazoa; Arthropoda; Insecta; Lepidoptera; Noctuidae. The coding region runs from base 174 to 3611 and encodes 1145 amino acids. The transcript is spliced from 6 exons.
CCUGAACGAAUCUGUCACCUUUCGCAAUGGAGUGUUGGACGUGUCCGUAAUAACAAAAUUUCCUUUUUAUUUACUUGUAAUGCUGUCACCACUUUAACAGUUAUUCCAAAUAACAUUUACGAUUAUGUUAAACUCGUGUGGAGUUUUGUUUAGUUCAAAUUCGCUGCUGAAACAUGGAAGAGGAACUUAAUGAGCAUGAUUUGGAGGAAAGGCUGUAUGCUAUGCUACAUCAUGUGGAUGAGACAGAGGGUAACUUAGCAACAAGCCAGAGCGAUGGGUUAAGUAUAGUGGACACCGCGCCGAGAAGUACGCUGCGUCGUUACUGGCGCACCAGCGAACCCACAACUCCGUACCAAAAGGUGAACACAUCAAAAGAGCCCACAACACUCGCUAACAACAACAAACAACCUGAUGUGACCCAAACAAACCAAACACCGAAGCCCAAAGAAGAAAAACGUGAUUCGCCCCUAAAACCACCCGCUGUUGACUUGUCUAUUUUCCAGUCACCUGUACCACAAAACUUAAAAAGAACCAUUGAAAUUAUUGACCAUGAUGAUGAAAAACCAGUAGUUCUUGAAUCUAGUGAUGAAGAUGAGGUAGUGGAAGUGGCGCUACCACCAAAACCUACCAUCACUAUUGAAAGCUCAGAUGAAGAUGAACUACUAAUUGUCAACCCGGUUAUAUCUCCAAUAAAGAAUCAAGUGAGUGUUGAAAAGUCAUCUACCAGAAGGGAAAGAGAAGUAUCAGCAAGUCCUGCCCCAUCUGCGGUGUCUUCAGUGUCUGACGAGUUCAUCCGUGGUGAUUGUAUAGCCUUGAACAUAUCCUCUCGACAUCCAGACAAUCCCAGCUUUGAUUUCAGUCUUCAUGGGUCUGACUUACUUGUUCAAAGUACACCAUCAAAAAAAAAGAAAAAGAAAAAAUCUAAAGAAGCUGUGACAUCUACUCCAGUAGCAGAAGCUACUCCAGACAAGACCACACCAAGUGAUGUGUGUUUUGCAACACCGAAAAGUAAGGCAAAGAAUAAACGUCAGAAAACUAAAUUGUAUACUGUGACCGAGAAAAGUAUUCCGAAUCCUGAUGUGUAUGACUCUGACAGCAACCAAUCAAUUGAUAAAAAUAGGAGCUCAUACACUGUUACUGAUAAAAGUCUACCCAGCACUGAUGUUUAUGAAUCUGAUUCAAAUCUAUCUGAAUGUACAAAGGAUACCUCAAAACUGAAACCAACAAAUGAUAUUGACAGUUCAGACAGCAAUAUGUCAUUGGAUAAAAUAACAGAGCCUCUGUCAAAAACUUCCAAGAGAAAUGAGUCCAGCCAGGGUAAUGAAACAUUUGAAACUAUAUCUGUGGUAGAUCUCACUGGCAAUGAUAAAUGCCUAACCCUAGAUGACUCUGAAAUCCAUGAAAGCAUUAUCAUGGGCAAUGUCUCUGGGUUUACAGAAAUAGAUGAUUUUGAAGAUGUAAAUGUAUCCGAAAACAAUAUUUCUAAGUUUGGCUCAACGAAAAUACCUGCAAUAUUGAACGAGGACCUUGAUUUUGACAAUCUUAAAGGCAAAGACAAGGUUUGCAAAAGACGAAGAUACUCUCUAACAACUCUUCGCGCCGAAAUGGAGAAAUUCUACAAUGAGAGCUGGGGAGGAGAGAAUUUUAAUCACAGGGAAAUACAGAAGAGCAUGUCACGUGAUAAGAGCCUGUGGGUGAUUGAUCCUAAAGACAGGAUGCCAUCGCUUGUUAAAAGAAAAGUGACGUGCAACUACUGUAACCGCGCCGGGCACCGCGACGACUCGUGCCGCCUCAAGCCGCCCGUCUGCUACAUGUGCGGCUCCACCGGACACUACGAGCCCCGGUGUCCUAGGAAGAUUUGUGUCAAUUGCGGUUCGCCGAAUCAGAUGUACUCGUCGAUGUGCCGCAACUGCUGCAACUGGGGCAGCAUCACGUGUUCCGAGUGCGGCCAGAGCGGACACCCCGCCAGCCACUGCCCCGACCUCUGGCGGCGGUACCACAACACUCUGGACACGAACACAGCCCUGGAGCGCUGCACGUCCAACAAGAAGCAGCAGCAGCUGUACUGCAGCGGCUGCUCGCGGCGCGGCCACCUGGUGCACGCCUGCCGCGUGUCGCUGCCCUUCUCGGGGCUGGCGCUCAGCUCGCCCUACGUGUGCUGCUACCGCGCCGUGUGGCCGCCCGCCGCGCCCGCCGCGCCCGCCCGCAGCGACGCCGCCAAGCGACACUCCAAGUCGCCCUCCGCGCACGAAACGCAUGUCAACAAGAAGAGGAACCUAUCCACCUGCGAGGAAACUGAGCGCCGCAACACCAAGAGCCCAGUCACGCCGCAGAGAAAGACUUCCAUUAGCAAAGAUGCCGACGACAAUCACAAGAAGGAUACUAGCAAGAGUGACAACGUAAAGAAUCAAGCUCCUGCAGAGAAGGCAGCAAACUUCAUUCCAGUCAGCUCAGCCAAUCAUGACAAAAAAGGAAAUAUGAUUCAAGACAAUGAAGUCUCUGAUACGAGCGACAUUAUUACUUCCGCGAGAAUUUACAUUACAAACGACAUUAUUGACAAACUCAACACUGAAGAAGGUAAAGCCUGGCUGAGAGUCACCACACAGAAACACGGUGUGGAGGUAGACAAUGCUGAAAUCAAAUCAUUUUUGAGUAUUAAGGGUAAGCUUGUGGAUCAAGAAGCUUUCCAAGGAGAGCUCAGGGAUUGGGUCAAACCUCAAGAAAGAAAAGAUAGUGUUAAUAAGCCAAGUAAUGAAGGUGACACUACACAUGAGAAUAAAAGUGACCAUCAGGACUAUAGCAUGAUACCUAAGAACAGAAAUAAUCUGCUUCGGCAACUGAAUAAAGCAUUAAACUCUUUAAAAGAGGAUAUAGGAGACCCUACUCUUCUGUACAAGGAGUUGAUGUACCUUCAAAAUCGUCAACAGCAACUCCUCAAACAGAAAGUCGUCAACCCACAACAGCUCACCAAUAAUAGAGGGCACAUUAAUCAAAUGCUCAAGAAAUUAAACAUGGUACUUGUCGGUCAAGCUGGCCUUGCCCACGGCUCUGAACACGUGAGUGAGUUGUAUUCUAUUCAAGAGAAACUAAUGAAUCUGAGACAAAAAACCAUACCGACUGAACUUCGCAAGGAGAUCGGUCAACAUUACACAACUAUAUUUACCGCGUUCCACAGAAAUGACUACACGGAUUUACUAAAAAUGUAUCACAUGCCGAAAACUACUACUUCAUCAAAAAAAGAUAAAAAAGAAAAAAGACAGGAAAGAAUGAAACUUCUCAAAAUAAAUAGAUUGAUGAAAAAAGUAAACAGCAUUCCAACACAACAAAUUCAGCCAAUACAAAAUGGAAAUAAAGAGAAUGUUGGGAAGGCGAAGGAGGUGGCCACUGCCAGUAAACAUCCCAUAAUGCUUCAGAAGCUAGUGUUCUACCACAAGAGGCUCAUGAGCGCGCGGCCCACGGGGGGCCCGCUUAAGAAGACUCGCCUCGAGUUGGUGAGGAAACUGCACUCUUACAUCGCAUCAAUGUUCAGGAAGGAACACUUAUCUUCAAAAGCAUUAAAGAAGAUAAGGAAAACCCAAGAGCAAGCGCAGUUGUUCUUGGCUAAUGUAUAAAAUAUAAUUAGGAGAUAAAUAUUUUAUGUUGGCGCCAAUCAGAGGCGCGCGGCGGGAGGCGAACACUGGCAUGUUCUACUUGUGAUCCCCGUACGGGAUCUGUUUUAUGUUCGUCUCGACUUGCCGGUUUGGUGUAAUGGCACUGAAUUGUGCGUGUGAAUUAUUAAACUUCUUAGUGUAAAGCA